Molecule: messenger RNA, 828 nt
Organism: Penicillium olsonii
Lineage: Eukaryota; Fungi; Ascomycota; Eurotiomycetes; Eurotiales; Aspergillaceae
Source: the annotation of a GenBank genome assembly
AUGGCGUACCUUCUCUACAACUACAAGCCUUCCCUGCCAGCUGCCGUUAUUUUCGUGGUUCUAUUCCUCAUAGCCACUCUUCUUCACGUUUUCCUUGCCUACAAGCACAAGACCAAGUUCCUGGCCGCGUUUAUCAUCGGCGGUUUGAUGGAGGCAAUUGGCUAUGCAACACGAGCCGUCAACGCCCACCAAUCCCCGAAUUAUUCUACGAUGCCAUACGCACUGCAAAGCCUUUUCAUAUUGCUUGCUCCGUCCUUAUUUGCAGCCUCUAUCUACAUGAUCCUUGGCCGUAUCAUACGCCUGACGCAUGGCGAUAGUAGAUCCAUCAUUGGGCCAUCGCGAUUGACCAAAAUUUUCGUCCUUGGUGACGUUCUGUCUUUUCUGAUUCAAAGUGGAGGAGGUGGGAUCAUGUCCAGUGCUAAAUCGGAGAGCUCCCUCAAGCGUGGCGAGCAAGUCAUUAUUGUCGGUCUCAUCGUUCAGAUUGUAUUUUUCGGAUUCUUUUGCGUUGUCGCAGUGGUGUUUCAGCAACGCGUCACCCAGCGCCCAACCGAAGAGUCCUUGAAAACGCUAGGGAUUUGGCGUCGGUAUCUGUUCGUGUUAUACGUUGCUAGUCUGCUGAUCAUGGUUCGGUGUGUCUAUCGAGUGGUUGAGUAUAUCCAGGGCCAAACAGGAAUGCUGCAAAGCCACGAGUACUUUGCAUACAUUUUCGAUGCACUUCUCAUGUUUGCCAUCAUGGUCAUUCUUAUGAUUUUCCACCCCAGCCAGGUUGUCCCAAAUGAGGAGGAGUCUGAGCAGUCUGGUUUGAUGUAUGAAAGACUGAGUUGCUAG